Molecule: messenger RNA, 6402 nt
Organism: Epinephelus moara (kelp grouper)
Lineage: Eukaryota; Metazoa; Chordata; Actinopteri; Perciformes; Serranidae
Gene: npr3
Product: natriuretic peptide receptor 3
Exons: 8
Coding region: 316-1821 (501 amino acids)
Biological process (GO): regulation of blood pressure; vasodilation
Cellular component (GO): membrane
Molecular function (GO): natriuretic peptide receptor activity; peptide hormone binding
Source: RefSeq, a predicted model, not a curated record
GUGUGGUGGUUGCUGGCUGAGCUGGAAGAAUCUCCGAGCCUGGCAGGAUCAGCUGUUGGGAGAAUAUUUUGAGCAGGUUCAGGAGCCUUUGAAGGAACUCUCAAUGCAGAAUAAAACACACACAUUCAGACCGAUUCGCUUGUUUAAAAGACAAAUACAGUUAUUUACUACUAAGCCAUUUACUCACAGCGGAGGGCUUUCUGUUUGCAGCUAUAUGUGCACUGCCAAGUGGAGCCAACUUGAGGAAAGAAACAUUUGAGGAACAUCUCUCCAACACACUUCAUUUACCUGAAGUGGGACUUGGGAAGUCGCAUCAUGCCACAUCUCAGCACACUGUGUGUGUACUUUUUGAUGGUCUUGAACCCAGUUAUGACAAACACCAUCACCGAGGACAUAGAGGUUUUGGUAUUUUUGCCACAAAAUAAUUCCUACCCUUUUUCACAUACAAGAGUCGCGCCGGCGAUCCUUUACGCACAACAGAGGCUGAAGACAGACGGAGGACAGUACUCCGGGUUCCACUUCAACAUCCAGUUUGAGAACUCUAACUGUGUCAAUGAUGCUCUGUUCAUGUUAGUGGACAGGUCGUGCGGCCAAAAGCCGGAUCUGAUUUUGGGUCCGGUGUGCGAGUACGAGGCGGCGGCGGUGGUGAGGCUGGCAUCUCACUGGGACAUCCCGGUGAUCUCGGCAGGUGCCCUGGCUGCCGGCUUCAGCAACAAGAACACCGAAUACUCCCACCUGACCCGCAUCGCUCCGUCUUACGUGAAAAUGGCAGAGACCUUCACCGCGAUGUUUGAGCACUUCACCUGGAAGAGCGCGCUGCUGGUUUACGAAGACGACAAGGAUGAGCGGAACUGUUACUUCACUUUGGAGGGAGUCUAUCAUCUGAUGGCUGACUUUAACAUUAAAACAUACGCUUUCUACCACGAUAAUCGCUUGGACACUGAAGACAUCCUCCAAAACAUCCAUGACACUGAAGUGGUGAUCAUGUGCAUGGGAGCAGACAAAAUAAGAGAGAUCAUGCUGGCUGCACACAGACAACGGCUGACCAACGGCAAUUAUAUGUUCUUUAAUGUUGAACUCUUCAACGCCUCUUCUUAUGGCAAUGGCUCAUGGAAGAGAGGAGAUAAAUAUGAUAACGACGCGAGGCAAGCCUAUGCUUCUCUGAACACUGUGACGCUGCUCAGAACAGUCAAGCCUGAGUUUGAAAACUUCUCCAUGGAAAUGAAAAAGUCCAUCGAAAAAACUGGGUUUCAUAACUGCAAAGACUGUGAAAGUGUCAACAUGUUUGUUGAGGGAUUCCAUGAUGCCAUGUUGCUGUAUGCCAUUGCCCUGCAUGAAGCCAUUAAAAAUGGAUACAGUAAGAGGAAUGGGACAGAGAUCACCUCGCGCAUGUGGAACAGAACAUUUGAAGGAAUCGCUGGCCAGGUAUCAAUGGAUGUCAAUGGUGACAGAGACGGAGAUUUCUCUUUGAUGGCCAUGACCAAUGUUGAGGCCGGAACCUACGAGGUGGUGGCCAACUACUUUGGUGUAAAUGGAACUUUUCAAUUGCUGCCUGCCUUCAACAACGACCAUUUCACUCUGAGGGGCAGACAUAAAGCACACACAGAAACAGCAGACAAAUCAUGUGGAUUGGGAGUAUCAGCUUUGACUGGAGUCAUAGUGGGAGCUGUUCUGGGAACUGCAAUGCUUAUAGCAUUCUACUUUUUCAGAAAAAACUACAGGAUUACUAUUGAGCGUCGCACACACAGUGAAGAGUGCGACAUCGGGAAGCACCGUCAGUUACGAGAGGACUCCAUCAGAUCGAACUUCUCAGCAGCAUAAUCCUCAGCAGCGGCAGUCCCUUCACAGAGAAUCACACAUCUAAAUGUGACCAAAGACUUUGCAAUGGUUGUUGGUGGAGCCAUGCUGUUUGAAAUUUUGUGUUUUUAUCCUCUAAUGUUUUGACUUAUUGUAACUCAGGACAGUUAUCAGUCACAAAGCACCACUUCACUUGGUUUGUCCUCCAUACAAAAAGUAUAUGAUUGUAUUGGUGUGUAGAAAGCUUUGACCGUAAUAUUCUAGGAUUUUUGAAGGAUUUUGUUUUAGGGUUUGUUUGUUUGUUUGUUUGUUUGUUUUUAAUGUUCAGAUGGCGAUUACCAUGACUGUGAAUGAUUCAGAACAGACGGCUAUAUUUGCAUGCACUACUGGGGUGGCUGAGGUUUACUUGUGCCUCUCAGGUUGACAGGACAAACAGGAGCCUCAUGUUUAAGGCUGGUUAAUUAUAGUGGCAUCUCGAAACUUUGAAGACAGCUGGAGCUAACCAACUGAAAAGGGAUAUAGGCUCGAUCUAUAUCUAUAGGCUAUAAGCUACUGAUAUUAAGCUACUGAUAUUGUAAGGUUUUCAGUUCACCAUAACCUUGCUGAGAUCCAGCAGCCUCCAUAUAAAUGAAAUUACUCAUUCCUAACUGAGCACAUUGCUCUUAAAUUUAGGAAUGCUGGGUCACAUACUGUAUCAAUUUGAUCACAUCUUUUUUACACCUUUUGAUUGGCUCAUUUACAGCAUUUCCUUUUUUUAAAUUUGUCAGUUUGUUACAUUCAAUUAUCACUUCAUAACAAAUUGUGGAACUACUUCCUGGUAAUGGUUAAUAAAUUAUUCACCAAUGCUUUAUAGGCCAUAGUAAGAACAACUUGGAUUGAAUCAUUUUGGCUUGAUAGGUAACCAACCUCCCAAUAAAUUUAAGGAAAAGUACAAUUUAUAACUACUUGGGAUUUUCGUAGCUCUGGCAUUUGGUUCUAUCAAUUUUUAUCAUCUGACCUAUCUGAUCUUCUUAGGUCUCAUGUUUGGUGCCCUGUUGAACCUCCUUUUUUUUCUCCGUGCUGGUGAUCGGAGGAGGUUAUUAGUGAUGAACUGAUUAGAUUUAAGUGGUCAAAGGUCAAGGUCAUUAUGACCUUGCACCUGUCUUAGCUUAUGAACAUGAAAUCUCAAGAACACCUUUAGGGAAUUUCCUUAAAUUUGGCACAAAGUCUACAUGGAUUCAAGCAUGAACUGAUUAGAUUUUAGUGGUCAAAGGUCAAGGUCACUGUGACGUUGCGUCUGUCUCAUUCUUGUGAAUGUGAUCUCUCAAGAUGAAGGCCUUGGAGGAAUUACCUCAAAGUUGGCACAAACAUCCACUAAAGGCUCAUUUAUGCUCAGCAGUGUUGCUGUCACUACCCGAUACGUAGCUCUAGUGAGACACGAAGAAGAAAUAAUAAUUCAAUUUCUGUAACGCUGCCCCUGUUUUUGUCUUUUAUGCAAGAGGUACAUUAUCAAUAUCUCCUCCACAGUCGCCAUGUUUGUUUUUGAGUUUGUUGUUGUCAUAAACUUUUGACACUGGGCUGCCUCCUGGUGGAUAUAUUGGUUAACAUCCAUGCCAACGUAAAGGGCGCAUGGAAGUAUGUGGGCAGUGACGGUAACAUCGUUUGAAACAGACGUAUACAUUUUCGUACGUAAAGGGAGCAUAAAUGAGCCCUUAGACUCAAGGAUGAAGAUGACAGUGACCUCAAAAAAACAUGCUUUUGGCUUGAGCUAAUUAUGACAAAAUUUACACAAAUGUCAAAAAGUAUAAUAUGAUGACAUUUAAUAGGUCAAAGGUCCACAAAAUAGGUCAGAUGUCAACUUCACUGUGACAUCAUAGUGUUUUGCAAAAACUCUUUUCUGGUCAUUAUUCAGUGUCAUAUCUCAGGAGCAAAAGGGAAGACAUUUAGUCAGAUAUUUAAUUGGUGACACUAAUCUUGGGUGUCCAUCUUGAAACUGUGCUAAUUUUAUAAAUCUUCUGUGCUGCCAGAGGGAAGAUGUGUGUGAAGCAUCCAUGUUUUAGAAUUUGCAUUUAAUUUGCAGCAUGCAUAUUUGAAGCACUGUCAACUGUCUUGGCUACAUAUGAGUCUGGACAGACAUGGAUGGAUAAACUGAAACUCUAACUUGACUGAUUAACAGAGGCAUACAAUUGCAAGGCAGUAAUUGUAGUUUUAGCAAAAUAACAGUGUUCUGACUUUGGUGAGUACAAUGUUACAACCGAUUGAACUAAUGGCCAGAGAUAGUAGUUUAAAAAAAGACUUACAAAGCUUCUACUACUAAAGGAGGAUAAACACAAAACUUUUAAUUAAUUAAUGGCUUAUAAUGACACAUUCAUUAUGAAAUGAUUUAUUAACAUUACCAAAGAUAUAAGUUCCAAAUUUUAAACCUUUUAUAAAGUAUUUCAUAUCAGAAAGUGGAACUGAACACAUAAUCGAUUGUGAUGAUGUCAUGAUAGAUAAUUACACUUAAGUCUGAGAUGCUUUCCACAGACUGUACUGACUGCAUGAUAAAAGUAUUUCACUCUGCAUUAGUGACCUUUAGUUUUCUUAGCUAACUCUCAUGCAGAAUUAAAACACAAGGUUUUUAGAGACACAAAAUAAAGACAGUGAAGUUGGUAAAUAGCCUGCCCAGCCUGCUGGUUCAGUUUGUGUGUUGGGACAAAAUUCUGAGAGUAAACUGAUUUAUUGUAUUCAAUUUCAAAGACAGUUUUAUUCUGGAACACGACAUUCACUUGCUUUAUUUAAAGCUCUGUAUAAUGUUACCACAAUAUCUUUUGGUAUCUGGUAGGAUAUAGUGACUUAACGAUGACCUUAAUGUAUAUUUAAAUUAUUUUAUGUUAUUUAUAACAUCAAUAUUUUAAAAUAUGUCUCUCUCAGUAUUGAAAUUAUAGUGAUUAUAUUAAACUUCAUCGUAUUUGGUUUCUCCAUAUCAUUAUUUCUCCAGCUUAUCUUAAAGUUCACCUACACUUCUGUUGUUCCCAACAAUGAGUUCAUGGUAUUGAUGUAAGUUAAAAUAUUAGUGUGGGGAAUGUUUGAUCUGUAUAACAGCCAGUGACAAUUUUGGCAACUGAUAUUGAUUCUGUUCUAGUUUUAGUCUUUUGAUUAGAAUGUAUAUUUUAAUAAUUAGGCUUUGUUUUAUUCUAUGGAAACAUAAGACAAUUUAUCCUAAGUUUAUUAUGUGUAGUCUACUUUCUGUCAAGCUUUUUUUAAAUUAUUAUCAAAGCCCUGCUAUCUCCUCAGUAUCUCAUUCAGUUUGACCCAUUUGCACAGCAGUCAGAAUUACAAAAAAGGAAGAAAGUGAAAGAAGUCAGUCAGUUUGAGGAAUAACAACCUCCUUUGCUGUUUAAGCAGCUGAAAUUUAAUUGACAGAGAAAGAUCAUUACUUUAAGCAAAAAGACAUAUUUUACCGAUAGAAAGAUGUUUCCUACAUAAAACUAGGCUGCCCAUGCAGUAAAAAGAUGCAAACACUUUUGAAAUUGGUGCUACAUGACCAGAGUAAACAGAGUAAAAGGACUGUGGCAUUCACUUUUGCUCAUUGAAUAAAAAACCUACAACUACCAGAAUGGACUGUGCUCCUGCUGAUGGGUGACAUAAUGUGGACUGGUCCAUGUGAAACAAUGGCAGCUGGUGGAUUCACAAACGAUCUCGGAUUACAGUCAAAUGACAAGGUAAAACAUGUUUCUGCAAACAUUUGAGGCGAGAAAUAUGCAACUUAGUAACAGAAUCUUGGUUUAUAUUUGAUCAGCACUACUUAGUUUUACCAUUUGAUUUCCGUCUGCACAUGGGAGAAGUUACCUUGACGGCUUUCUCCAAGAAAGUUCUUUCUGACAGAAAGUUAUUCAUUUUAACCCAAACCACAACUUUUUUCCGAACCUCAACCAAGAGAUCCCUUUCUGCUAGUAAGGAAAAUGUGUUAAUUUGUUCACUGAGGUGAAUAUGCCAAUUUUCAUACUUUUAACCAGCGAGAUGCAAUGCUAUGCAACCACAAAAUACCAUCUGUCUGUCUAAGCAGCGCUCAAACCUCAUUCCAAAUUAGUCUGCACCAAAUUCUUAUAUAGGAAAUGUAUAAAUUAAAAAAAAUAACCAUCACAUUUUCACUGGCCUCUAUGCUGCUUUACUGUUUACUAACCUAUUUUAACCUGUCUAUCGUUUAUUUUUGUCGGGUUUUCCCAUGUUUAAAAAAACCUGUGUACAUAUGCUAAUUUUGGUGGAAAAGAGGUAAUAAAUACUCACCACUGUCAUGUGCUCGAUUAAGGGGCCUUAUAUCUAUGAUGUCGAUGCUAUAGCUUUUUCUGCCAUGAUCUCAAAAUUGACAAUAUAGCAUUUAGUGUCGCCAUGAUUAUUGUUACAGUAAUAAUAAAUGAAUCCGGAAGUUCUAUACAAUCUGAGUUCUCUGGUGUGUCCUCCAACACAAAUCUGAUAUCAGAAAAGCCUUUGGCACACCAUGUGUGCAUGGACAGAGACAUAUCAAAAACUUAAAGUACAGAAUAAUCAUUUCAGCCUUAUACACUGUUGGUUCCAUGUCAUUCAGAUCACUCAUAUCACCACAAAAGUCAGAUAGUGUGUGUGUGUGUGUGUGUGUGUGUGUGU